This is a messenger RNA of Falco peregrinus (peregrine falcon), 626 nucleotides long. RefSeq names its product CMT1A duplicated region transcript 4 (gene CDRT4). The coding region runs from base 59 to 547 and encodes 162 amino acids. The record is from RefSeq and is a predicted model, not a curated record. The transcript has 2 exons. Lineage: Eukaryota; Metazoa; Chordata; Aves; Falconiformes; Falconidae.
GUGAUGCAACUUUUUUUGGUUGGUUUUGUACCCCUUCCCCCCGUGCUCGGUGGGAAAAAUGGAUGUUUUUCUAAAGGAAAUCCUGGAGCCUUCGGAGCAGGACGUGUUUGAUGACUUGACGCGGAUGGAAACAUUUUCCAGCGACACCUUCAGCAGCCCGUGCGCAGAGUAUCUGCCACCCUCAGCCAACGUGGGGCUGCCCGGCCACCUCAUCCAGUGCCACCGCCCCCGGCCUGCCUACACCACUCACACAGCCCCCGUGGUCAAGAUGCUCGUUGAGCAGGAUGAGCGGAGAAAGGCUGCAUCCAACCGCCCAGCAGAGACAGAGACAAACGGAGAGCCUCAAGAAGCUGAGGAAGUAACUCAAGUGCCAAAGCUGAGCAGAGGUAGCAGCACCCACGGGAUGGGGAAGGACUCUGUGGGGAUGUCCACGGCUGAGAGCAGUUUGCCAUCACCAAGUGUUUGCAAUAGGGUUAUUUUUGCAAGAAAGCCUCCCUUGCGUGUGCUACCAAGUAGCUCCCUGGCAUGUUCCAGCAAGAAGAAAUGAUCUGUUUGCAUCUAGAAGCAAAGAAUGAGAUGCAUUCGAAUGUUUUCCAGAGUGCAUUAAACCACACAUACAAAUAGCA